Oncorhynchus mykiss (rainbow trout) is the source of this 2833-nucleotide messenger RNA. RefSeq names its product polypeptide N-acetylgalactosaminyltransferase 18. Lineage: Eukaryota; Metazoa; Chordata; Actinopteri; Salmoniformes; Salmonidae. Gene Ontology annotation, biological process: protein O-linked glycosylation. The record is from RefSeq and is a predicted model, not a curated record. Gene Ontology annotation, molecular function: polypeptide N-acetylgalactosaminyltransferase activity. Gene Ontology annotation, cellular component: Golgi apparatus.
AUCGAAAUGGAUAAUUGUGGAAAUGAAUGCACAGUAGCCUAUUACACAAUUUCACUAUCGUAUCUCAUUGGACAGCGGUUGAACGUAUGUUCCACACGCCUUCUGUCGGUCGGUGAAAUCGCGACUGGUGUGGAUUUGCAAAUUAAGCGAAAUAGGGAACGUUCGUCACCAAGGCAAUCAACUUUACUUUCCAACAACUGAGAUAUUUUUUAAAUCUUUGACCUACCUAUUUGGAUUAAAUCAUAGCCUUCUGCGUGUGAAGACACAGUGCGGAUAUUGGCUCCGUUGCCCGCGUUUGCAGAACGAAUUGCAACGUUGUGGAGUUGUAAUUUAUCCAGGUUGCUCUCAAGUGACGCGCAUAGCACAUUUCUAUGAUUUUGGUGGGCGACAGUCGCACUUGUCCUCUGGUAAUCUGAAUUUUGUUGGCUGUAUGGAGGGAUGUCGGGAUGGCUUGCACCAGGAGAACCAAAACUUUGGUGUCUACAUGCGUGAUCUUGAGUGGCAUGACCAACAUCGUGUGUCUCCUCUAUGUUGGAUGGGUCACUAAUUAUAUCGCGAAUGUAUACAUCAAAGUCCCUAUGCCUGUCCCAGAGAAAAAGUUAGAAGGCGACAAGAAGGGGGAAACCCUACGGAUCAUAGAAAGACUUGAUCGACUUGAGAAUGUGGUCAACCAGCACAUACAAGAAACCCCCCUGAAAGGAGAGGAUGUUCUAGGAGACAAAUCGUUUUCUGACUCGUCCCUGUUUGCCCACUGGGGUCAGGAGCUGAGCGCUGACAGCCGCAGGGUGGCCCUGAAGAUGUUUCAGUACUACGGCUACAACGGCUACCUCAGCGACCGCCUCUCCCUGGACAGAGCCAUCCCAGACCUCAGACCUGAUGGGUGUAAAAACAUCACGUAUCCAUCUAACCUCCCUCAAGUUAGCAUUGUGUUUAUCUUUGUGAACGAGGCCUUGUCCGUCAUCCUGCGUUCCAUCCACUCUGCCAUGCACAGGACCCCCUCCCACCUCCUCAAAGAGAUCAUCCUGGUUGACGACAACAGUGACAACGAUGAGCUGAAGGAGAAGCUACAGGACUUUGUGUCUGAGACCAACAGCCAGCGUCCCGGCUUCAUCAAGGUGGUGCGCCAUGAUAAACAGGAGGGUCUGAUCCGCUCCAGGGUGAGUGGGUGGAGGGCGGCCACCGCUCCGGUUGUGGCCCUGUUCGACGCCCACGUGGAGUUCAACAUAGGCUGGGCUGAGCCUGUUCUCAUGAGAAUUCAGGAGGACAGAACACGCAUCAUCUCUCCGUCGUUUGAUAACAUCAAAUACGACACGUUUGAGAUUGAAGAGUACCCACUGUCUGCUCAGGGCUUCGACUGGGAGCUGUGGUGCCGCUACCUCAACCCACCCAAGGCCUGGUGGCACCAGGCCAACAACAGUGCUCCAAUUAGGAGCCCUUCUCUGAUUGGCUGCUUCGUGGUGGACAGGCUGUACUUUGAGGAGAUUGGCCUGCUUGACGAGGGGAUGGAGGUGUAUGGGGGCGAGAACGUGGAGCUGGGCGUCAGGGUGUGGCAGUGUGGGGGCAGUGUGGAAGUCCUGCCCUGUGCCCAUAUCGCCCAUAUAGAGCGUGCCCACAAGCCCUAUACUGAGGACCUGACGUCUCACGUGAGACGGAACGCCCUGAGGGUUGCGGAGGUCUGGAUGGACGAGUUUAAGAGCCAUGUGUAUAUGGCCUGGAACAUCCCUCAGGAGGACUCAGGAAUAGACAUUGGCGAUAUCUCUGAGAGGAAGGCCCUUAGGAAGAGGCUCCAGUGUAAGACGUUUCGGUGGUACCUGGUCAACAUCUACCCAGAGAUGAGGAUGUACACAGACACCAUUGCAUAUGGAGUGCUGAAGAACUCUCUGAAGAGUGACCUGUGUCUGGACCAGGGGCCGGACACCGACAACGUCCCCAUCCUGUACCUCUGUCAUGGAAUGACACCUCAGAAUGUGUACUACACCAGCACUCAGCAGUUACAUGUAGGGGUGCUCAGUCCCACCAUCGAUGACGAUGACAACAAGUGCCUGGUGGAUGUGAACAGCCGACCGCGCCUCAUCGAGUGUAGCUACGCCACAGCCAAGCGCAUGAAGCUCCACUGGCUAUUUACUCAGGGAGGUUCCGUUCAGAACAGGAAAUCAAAGCGAUGCCUUGAGCUGGUGGCCAGCAAUGACAACGAGUUCGGGUACCAGCUGGCCCUUCACAAAUGCACGGGACAGAAAUGGUCCAUCACAAACACACUGCCUGGCAGUGCCCUAUGAUGGGCUCUUCUGAGAGAACACUGGAAAUACUGUAGCACACUGGACUGGGUGGGGUGCUUAUUCUGUUGCUCCUCUGGACUUUCUGUUGUGGAUAAAGGAGAAUGGUGUAUGGUUAAUGACAGGCAUUGGAGGACCAUGAUGUCUUUUGUUCACCAGUUGACAUCACAUGAUAAAUGUUAAACAUUUUCUUUCGCCUAUGGAUCAGCCAUAGAUGGUUGAUAUUGUGCAUUAUGAGAUACUACAACGUUAUGAAACAUAUUUUGUUAAGAGUGUAGUUGGUUUUCUGUUGACUUGAAGGUUGUACUGGGUUCUAUAUGUUCAUUGUUGUACUUGGUAAAUAACUGCUACUGUGUAGCAAGCAUUAGGAAAAGUUCUCUGCUGUUUUCUUUUCUUCUAGUGUCUCAGGUUUGUAGGAUAAGUUUAUUAUGCGAUUAAGCUGUACAGUUUUGGGGAAUUGCCAACAUGUUGGAAUAUAUAUAUGGAAAUAAUAUACUAUUUUCUAAGUGUAAAUAUUCAAAAUAUUUAUAAUAUAUGUCAGUAAAAGUACUGAUGCUAUA